AAUAAAACAACUAGAACUGCUUAUUUACUACCCAUGACUGUAAAUACCCAACAACUCGGCAAAUAGGGUGGCCUUACCUACCGGUUAACGCUACCAAGGCCUAGCGACAAAAUUUGAUUACAGAUGUACUCAAGUUCAGGUUAACUUAUAAAGAACAAUGUCUGUUAUUCGCCAAUGGGUUUCCAGUGUUCUCAAUUUUUCUUCACAGUAUGACACUGCAGGAUGGUCAGCUAGCCAAGUAGUGGGUGCUCCUAAAGUGUACCCAAGAUAUGGAGAUAUAAGGGGUGCCUGGGCCACCCGAACCAAAACUGAUAAGGAAUUUGUAGAGCUGAAGUAUGAACAGAAGGUGUACCCCCAAGAAAUCAAUGUAUAUGAAACAUAUCAUGCGGGAGGCACAAAGAAAGUACAAGGCAAGACUGACAGUGGAACCUGGUUUACUUUGUAUGAGACAGACAAAAUAGAACUUAUUAAAGAAAGCCGCAUAUUCAAAGUACCUCUAAAGGAGACAAAUAUUCCAAUGGACACCCUGAGAGUGGAAAUUGAUUGCACAGUUGCUGCGACAUGGGUGGAAAUUGAUGCCGUGGAAUUAGUAGGAACAGUAGCAAAUCCAGGGAGCUAUUUGUGAAUGGAAGUUUUUCUAUAGAAUGGAUAUGUGAUCUCAACAAAUGGGAAAAUAGCUGAAAUAAACAUGGAACCUGGCUCUAGGCUAAGAAGUCACUUCUUUAGCAUGUUUCAGUACAUUUGAGGGUUGACUCAGUAAAUUGUAGCCGUUCCAGGACUAGAAACUUAUUAUAUUAUCCAUCUACAGUUUUUUGUGGUGCCCAAAAAUUCAACUCAUAAAAUGAAAAACCUAACUUCCAAUUUACAAUUCAUUGGAGUCAAUCAAUACAUUUUAGUACAGUUCAAUAAUCUGAUGAGAAAGCUAUUGCGCCUUUUCCCAUAAUCUCACCGACUUGUGUAUCAAAAUGGAAUGUACCUGUUUUACCUGGCAGAUUUGAAUCGAAGGCCAAGCUUUUAUCAUGCUUUAUUUAUCAAAGGUUGUUUUUUUAAAUAUAGCAGAAUACCAAGGUUGUUGUUUACAUGAAUAUAUUAUCAUAUUUCAUGAUGUAAUUUUUAUGCCCCCAAGAUCAAAGAUCGGGAGCAUAUUGUUUUUGUCCUGUCUGUCAUUCGUAAUUCUGUCUGAAACUUUAUCCUUGUUGAUAACUUUUGAACAGUAAGUGCUAGAGCUGUGAUAUUUCACAUCAGUAUUCCUUGUGACAAGACCUUUCCGUGGGUACCAACAUUUUUGAUCCUGUGACCUUGACCUUGGAGUUUGAUCUAUUUUUUUUAAAACUUUAACCUUGCAAAUAAGUUUUGAACAGUAAGUGCUAGAGCUUUAAUAUUUCACAUGAGUAUUCCUGGUGACAAAACCUUUCUGUGGGUACCAAAAUAUUUGACCCUGUGACCUUGACCUUGGAGUUUGACCUACUUUUUGAAAACUUUAACCUUGCCAAUAACUUUUGAACAGUGAGUGCUAGAGCUUUGAUAUUUCACAUGAGUUUUCCUUGUGACAAGACCUUUCUUUGGGUACUAAACCUAUUGACCUUGGCAUUUGACCUACUUUUAAAAAAAAUUUACAUUGGUCAUAUUUUCUAAAUGGUAAAUAUUAGAGGUUUCAUCUUGCACAUGAGCAUUUCUUGAGACAAAAUCUUUUUACUGGUACCAAGAUAUUUGUCCUUGUGACCUUGGCCAUCCUUGGAAUUGGCCAUUAUCGGGGGCAUUUGUGUUUCACAAAGACAUCUUGUUUUUUUAAUUAUAUGAACAAGAAACAACUUGCAAAGUCUAUAUACUCGAUAUCAUAAUUAUGUUGAUUAUAACUUCACAAAAACAUAUUUCAAAAAGAACUGUAUGCUUACAUUAAUUUGUUAAUUAGUUCCUCAAACUGUUGUUUUGUCAAACCUGUCAUAUGUGAAGAUUAUCAUCACUGUACUCCUCAAGAUCGUCUCGAAGCUAAGAUGUUUGGGUUUUGAUGAAGCUGUAUAUUUGUGUACAUUGUUUAAUAACUGUAUAACUUGUGUGGUUCAUAUAGUGUAGCAUUUUUAUUUGUGCCUAUGUCUAAACUUUUCUUUGGCAUUUUACUAGUCAUGUGCCUUUUACAGCACCUUUGCUUAGCAUCACCCCCGAUUAAUAUGUACAGGUGCCGCAAUGCAGACAAGUGGUUUGUUUCAGACUUUACACACAAUACCUACACUGUAUGAAUUGCUGAAUUUGCUGUGCAACUUCAUCAUCAUCGUCAUAUACUUAUAGUACGAAGUCUCUAACCUUUAAUGUAGUUUUAAUUUGCAUAGUGACUCAUUGAAAUUAUUACUGCUAAUGAAAAUGAGCCAAACAUGAUAACAUUUAUGAAAGAUGUGGUGUGUAGAUUAGUCAUAAAUAUUAGUCCUAGAUUCCUGUUGUAGAAACCAUGACGAUACAGUAGACUAUUGAUGGAGUGUGUAGAGAUGUAUGUGUCAAUAUUUUUAACAUGAUCUGGUGGACAGCAUGCCUUGCAUAAAUUUUUUGUAAAAUGUGUCAUGAAAUGCAAUAUCUGACGUUACAUUCCAUUUUGUGUGCCGUAUGCAGAUACUCAGUAAUUUUUUCAUUACGAAUUUUAUUUGACAAUAUAUGUUGUCCUGAAAAUUUCUGCAUUUAGCCUUCUUUGAAGUUUUGAAUAUUACCCGGUACUUAGAAUUUGGGUAAAACCUGUGUUUGUUAGUUUUAUGCUAUGAUUUAUUGAGACAACCCUCGAGUAUUAUAAACUUAAAAACCUUUGUUACUUCUUGGAGUGAUGAUUACUGAGCUACGAUAAAAAGAAAAUUGAUGUGUUAAAAGAGAUUGGUAUUAUUAUUAUUUUAUUCGUUUCUAAAGCGCAAAAUUACAUACAGUUUCUAUGUGCUGAUAUGUACUGUACAUGUAUUACAUUUGGUUGUGUAUUCUAUUUAGCGACUUUCGCGGAAAGCAGCUCCCGCUUAAUCAAAUACAUCGCUAAAUGUCUUGCGUACAUAUACUUAUCUUUAUAUAGCACAUUUAGAAAGCGCUAAAUCAAAUUUACACUAACUUGUAGUAAAAUCAAUUUCUGUUGAAUAUCGUACACGCUAACUAUGAUACAUUUAUAGUAUCCUUAUGAAAGUUUCAGUUGUGCUGCUGUUGUACGCGGUGCAUGCAUGUGCAUCAUUUGUUGUAAUAUGACUUCCUUUUUUAUUUAUAUUUUGCAUGAAAAUUUACAUGUAUUGAAAAGAACUUUUUCAAUGUGUUCGAGAAAAUGUCGUCCAUCUUUUAUACUUAUCCAUAUUGUAUUUGUCAUAGGUGUGUAGUGGUGUUUCCAUUUUUUAUACGUAUCCAUUGUAUUUGUCAUAGGUGUUUAGUGGUGUUUUUUACACUCUGUCCAAGUAAUUUUAACUUUUGUUUGUAGUUGUAGACAGUAAGUGAACAUGUGCAUAUCUCCAGGUUAAUAUCUUUCACAUUUGCUUGCCUCAAAAUGAACUUUAGAAAGCGUUCCAAUUUGUCCAAAGCACAUAGUUAAGUUCUGUUUUACUAAAAGAUCUCUUAAACUAAUGGAUGGGUGUUACAAGUAUUGAAACUUGGAUAAAAUCAUAGGCGAGUGUGUUUGUAUGUGUUUAUGAUUCUUUUACAAGAAAACCUUUGAAAAAGAUUUCAAAGCCUAUAUACACUGAUUGUAUAUUUUCCUUAUUUUUAUGUGGAUAUUUUCUCAACUCAACAGGCAGAAUGUUUCACAAACACUUCCUUGUCUUUUUUUAACGGUUAUUAAUUUACAUCUCUAAACCUCGUAGGCAAAGCAGCAAUAUCUUGUAUUUUAUCAUCAAUCAAUCAAAUUCUUGCUUGUUUAGCUUACUUAAGCCGUAGGAAUCACAAGAGUGUUCAAUUUGUCAAAUAUGUGAUGGAAAUCCAAAUUAUUCAAACAGGGGCAAGAGCAGGACCGUGAUGGGGUUUUUAAGUUUCAUGUAGAAAAAAUGUAGAAUUUUUUAUUAGGAAAUCACAAAUACCGUUUCUCAAAUUAUUAUGUAAGCAUUAUUAUAUAGUGUAGAUUCCAGUUUUGUUCAAAACACUGGGUCAUAAGUGGGAUUUUAAGUUUUACUAUUUCAGUUUUGAUCUAUGCAUUAGCAUGUUGACUCAGGUGAGGACUGUGACCCAUAGGCCUCUUGUGAUAUAUUGAUAUUUAGAAAAUUGUCUGUUGAUGGCUCCCUCUGCUGCUGAUUAUUGCUCAACCUAUUUAUAUUUUAAACAAGGUCAAAUUAAUCAUCCAAUCAAAAUGAUGCAAAUAUUUUCCAUGACGGUCAAUGACCAUUUGAUUUUGAAUUUUUUUUAAAAAAAAUUUAUAUUUUUUUUGGCUUUCUAUCUAUACAUAUUUUAUAAUUAUGUUAAUUUGUCAAAUGUGUAAUAAAUCAAAGUUGUAUAUCUAA
Molecule: messenger RNA, 4439 nt
Organism: Ostrea edulis (European flat oyster)
Lineage: Eukaryota; Metazoa; Mollusca; Bivalvia; Ostreida; Ostreidae
Product: F-box/LRR-repeat protein 4-like
Exons: 6
Coding region: 158-625 (155 amino acids)
Source: RefSeq, a predicted model, not a curated record